AUGGAAUCAGUUUGGUCAAUACUUGUUAACCAACAUAAAGAUAAAUCAACAUCUUCAUCUUUACCAUCUUCAUCUUCAUCUACAUCUACAUCAUCUAUACUUUAUAAUUUAAAAACACCAUCUACUUCAACUGUUGUAUCACCAUCAACAUUGACUAAAUCAUCAACAACAACAUCAACCAAUAAUAAUAAUGUAAAGAAUAAUAAUAAUAAUAAACAAACAACAAAGAAAAGAUUAUAUAAAGAUAUAAUAGAGACAGAUAGUGAUUUGAAUGAUGAUGAUCCUUUAUCGUUAUUGUCUAUCAAGAGGGACAUGAGUAACGACCGAAUUGCAAGUUCUAAUACAUUUGAUGGUGCACGUGAUAUUCCAUCAUUGUACAAUGAUAGACUUGGAGGUGCCGUUCAAUUGAUUGCAUGGUCAAAUGAUAAUCUUAUUGCAUUUACAACUAAUCAACAUAGUGGUCGUAGUAGCAAUAGCAAUAGCAAUAGUACAUCAAAAUAUACAGAUAAAAGAAAUAGUAUUAUUAAUCCAACAACAACAACAACAACAACAACAGAUCAAUCAACACAACAACAACAAUCAAAUAAUAGUACAACUACAACAGACAUUUAUAUAGUUAGAGCAGAUUAUCCACAUGAAUAUAUAACAAUUAAAACCAAUCAUGAACAAAUCAAAUAUUUGGAAUGGAGUACACAACAAGGACCAUUGCUACUAUCAUCAGAUCUAAGUAGUCAAGUGUGUCUAUGGCGUAAAAAAGAUACAAUCGAUGAAUGGGAAUGUAUAGAAACAUUGAAUUAUCCCUCUCUAUUACUUUGUAGAUUCAUUUCAAUCAAAUCUUCUUAUUACCCAAUACCUUUUCCAAAUAAUAAUAAUGAAUAUAAUAAUAAUAAUAAUAAUACUAAUAAUAAUAAUGAAACCGAAUCAUCAUCAACAUCAAAUAAUAAUAAUAAUAGUCAAUCAUCAAUUCCACCAAUUAAACAAAAUUCAAUUAAUCCUUCAAAUGAAAUCAUUAUUCAAUCAUUAUUAAUUAUAACAAAAGAAGGAAAGAUUAUAUUAAUAACAUACAAUUUAAUUGAACAAAAAUGGAAAGAAAUAUUAAUGAGGGAUUUUGAAAUGUCACCUUAUUCAACUAUUGAUUGCGCCGAUAUUAUUUCAUUCAAAGAUGAAAACAUUUUAAUUGCAAUUCAUUCAAAAUCAAUGGGUGGAAAUAAUAUUUCAAUUCAUCAAUUAAAUUAUGAUAUUUAUACAAAAUUUGGACAAUUAUUUCAAUCAUCAAUAAUAUAUUUAAAUGAUAUUAUAUUUGAAGAGGAAAUAUUAAUUGAAAGUAAAAAGAAUCAACAAAUUGAAAGGAUUAUUUUUGACAAUUCACCCAAUGCAAUCAAUGUGUUGAGCAAGGGAAUGGAUAGUUCGAUAUUGUAUCGUUGGGAGAGACGGGAAGGUCAGUCAUCACAACACAAACAAAUCAUUGAUAUGUUUGGAAAAGACAGUUCAACUCAAUGGACUGAAUGGACAUGUACAAAAAAAUUAUUAUUUGGUAAAUCAUCAAAAAAGACAGAAACUAAAAAAAAUCAAAAAGAUACCAGUACUAGUCAUAUUGGUAAUAUUUUUUCAUUUCAAAAUAAUGUAUCAACAAUACAUUAUUCAAAUUUGACAUCGAUUAUAUGGUUAUGUUAUUAUGGUGGAGAGAUUGAAGCCAUUUCAAGUACCACCUUUCAACCAUUGUGUAAAAGUAAAUUACCAAUGUCGACUGUUGUUGCAACGGCAUCGCCACCAUCGGCAACACCACUGCCAUUCAUUACACCAGUGUCGUGUAUACCAUCGCCAAAUGGAUGUUUGGUUGCCACUGUGACCAAUGACAACCAUCUACACAUCCAAGCAGUACCAUGCACACAAUUGGCCAAACCAGUCUUGUCGCAAUGGUUAAAUCAUCUUUUCCAAUUGUCUAUUCUUCGUACCGCCGAUUGGUGGGAUAUAUUGGUCAUCCUUCGUAUCUAUUCAGUUUCAUCUCCAUCACAUUUUGAUACAUUUAGACAUGUCAUUGCAAAACUUUCAAUUGAUUGUAAUGAUCAAAAGAAAUCAAACAAUAAUAAUAGUAAUAAUAAUGAAGCAUCAACAAGUUCAACUUCACCUAAUAGUAAUAGUAAUAAUAGUAAUAGAAAAAUAGUUUUGACAAAUCAACCAUUAUGUAAUAGAUCAACAUUGGAAACAAUUAAAUCAACGAUUUAUAGAAUGGUAGUUGGAAUGGAGAUUGCGUUUGUUGAUAGUCAAUCUAAAAUGUAUAUUCACUACAUGUUGGAUACUAUUCGUAGUUCAUUACAACCAGUAUGUGAACAAGCGGCUCCGUCAGAAGACAAGGAAAACAUGUCGUUCCUCAUCGAUUGGGUGAUUGAAUUUACCUACUUUUUCCUCAAAAAUGUUGUCUAUCUGCACAUUUUAUUCACAAGAUCAGAAUGGACUUCAGCCAUCCCUACCGAUACAGAAUUUCAAUCACUUGAUAAUUUUUAUGCUCUUCAAUUUAUUGAAUUUAAAAAAGCUAAAACUUAUCAUCCUCUUGUAAGUUUAUUAUUUGAUGGAAAUAUAUUAUUAUCAUUGAGUGAAUUAUUAAAUUAUUCAAGAGCAUAUAAAGAAAAGAAUCCAAAUGAUAGUAGUAAAGUGAAAUAUAAAGAAACAGAUGUAAAGGCAGUAUCAGAGAUUUAUGGUGCAUUUGUAACUGAUUUGAUGGCACUGUUACUCAAUGAUCCUAGUCAAGAACGUCAAUUGGCAAUGGUCAAUUAUUUCCUUAAAAAUAAUUUAUCUUGGAUCGCCUCGAAUCAUGGUGGUGGCGGUGGAGGACAAGGUUCAUCAGAGACUAGUAAUUCUAGUGGUACUGAUGCAAAUGGUAAUCCCAUUCCAGUAUGUUCAAAUACUUCUCAACUACCUUACCUAACAUCGAUUGAUAGUUGUAAAAUUGAAGAGUUUAUCAAAGGUCUAAAUGGAAUCAUUUCACAAAGAGUACCACAACAAUUGUUGAGAGAGGUAAAUGAAACACAUCUCAACAUUUCAUUUUCGCUGUUGGAUCUCGACCCUCCUCUUGACGGUUUCUUGGACCAAAAUCCAAUCAAACCAACUACUCCCAUGACUCCAACUGCUGCUGCUGCCGUAUCCGCAACAUCAUCACUGUCUGUUGUAUCAUCUCCCAAUGUUACUAGUUCAUUAAGUAGUACAGCUACCAACAACCAUUUAGCAGUUUCGUCAUCAUCAGCAACAAUACCAAUCAUUGACAAUGGAUUUAAAUAUGCAUCAAAGUGUACAGAAAUUGUUGGAUUGGCUCACGACUGCAUAACACGAAUUCCCAUUGCACCAAAGGUCGAAAAACCAAUUAAAAAAUGUACGCGAUGCCAUCGAAUGACAUUGGUUAGAAAGACGGCUCUCUUUUGGUCUGAUCGUUGGGCUUUGGCAUGUCCUCUUUGUGGUGGUAAAUGGAAAUUGAUUCGUGAACAUUUCUAUCCUCUCUAUUUACAACAACAACAACAAUUACAAUUACUUCAACAAAGACAACAACAAUUACAACAACAACAACAACAACAAUUACAACAAUUACAACAACAACAACAAACAGGUAAUACAAAUAAUAAUAAUAUGAAUACAUCAGCUCCUCCUGGUUCAAAUUCAAAUCCUGUUAUGAUACAACAAUAA
Cavenderia fasciculata is the source of this 3675-nucleotide messenger RNA. It is a transcript of the gene med16, whose product is annotated as putative mediator complex subunit 16. Bases 1 to 3675 code for a protein of 1224 amino acids. The record is from RefSeq and is a predicted model, not a curated record. Gene Ontology annotation, biological process: positive regulation of DNA-templated transcription. Lineage: Eukaryota; Evosea; Eumycetozoa; Acytosteliales; Cavenderiaceae. The transcript has 4 exons. Gene Ontology annotation, cellular component: mediator complex.